Molecule: messenger RNA, 2837 nt
Organism: Toxotes jaculatrix (banded archerfish)
Lineage: Eukaryota; Metazoa; Chordata; Actinopteri; Toxotidae
Product: ras-related protein Rab-35
Exons: 7
Coding region: 1021-1650 (209 amino acids)
Biological process (GO): endocytic recycling
Cellular component (GO): endosome membrane; plasma membrane
Molecular function (GO): GTP binding; GTPase activity
Source: RefSeq, a predicted model, not a curated record
UGAUGAGAGUGGGUCAUCAGCUGCAGACAGUCAGGUGUGGUCGGCGGGGAGACGUUCCGACCAGAGCGGUGAUCCAGCGGACCUCACCGGGGCAGAAGCAACGUCUGCGGCGGACUCGUCUACAUGAGCCACCAAACGAGCACCAAGCAGACCAAGCGAGCACACACCUUUUAAACCUGGGCUACACAAGCGAGAAGUGAGACCUUUCUCUGGUAAUGAAACUGGGAAUGGUUGCCUUUCUACCCAACCACCGGAGGAACUGAAGUGAAAUUAAGGGAUCAACUCAAAGGAACCUCAGCAGAUGUAACCACUACUGACCUGCCGUGAAAAGAGGAACUUCUCAGUUUCUCACUUCUUAUAAAUAAGGGAUGGAGUUAAUGAGUGAGCAGCGGAGAUCAGGGCAAUAACUGGAUUUACAAACAGUUGUUAAGUCACCCGUCCGUUUGGCUGUCAGAGCAACAACCACAAAGUAUCACAUCCCUCUGUCGAGGAGCCUUAGAUGAGUGACUGUCAGAGUUUAGAUGCGCAGACCUCUGUGAAGACGUUACACUCAGCGUGGGACUGCAUCCAAGCGAGAAAGGAGGGAGUGUCCACGCUGCACCGACAGAACUGUGGAUGUCAAAAUCAAUGAGUUGUCACAAGUCGGAAAUCCCCUGAAGGAGUUUCAUUGGGUGGAACUGGAACUAACACCCGGCCGGUCUUAGCCGUCAAGCAUGAAUAAUAAGUGCAGAGCUGUCGAGCGGUGCUCCGUACUCUGCAGGCUGCUGUGGUUUUACUUUGAAGCCGAAGAGAGUGAUGAAUGAAAUUCAAGGAUAAAUCACAAUUAAAAGGGCACAGCAAUUCAACUGGAAAUGUUCUCUCAUUGCCGUGGGAAUGCCCGCGAGUUUUGGACAAACUCUUGUGACACUUUGAGCUCGUAGUAUUUUGAGGUGGAGCAAACUAAAACACUGGGGAGAGCAGGAAAAUCGCCUCAUCCUAUGAAACUGAUUUUACUUGGAGAUUCAGUAAGAGGCCGUCCAGAUGGCGGGGAAAGACUACAAUCAUCUCUUCAAGCUGCUCAUCAUCGGAGACUCCAAUGUGGGGAAAAGCAGCCUCCUGCUCCGCUUCGCAGACAAUUCCUUCUCUGGCAGCUACAUCACCACCAUCGGUGUUGACUUCAAGAUCCGAACAGUAGACAUCGAAGGCGAGCGGGUGAAGCUGCAGAUCUGGGACACAGCGGGCCAGGAGCGAUUCAGAACCAUCACAUCCACAUACUACAGAAACACCCACGGCGUCAUUAUCGUGUACGACGUGACAAAUCCAGAGUCGUUUGUAAAUGUUAAGAGGUGGUUAAACGAAAUCUCCCAGAACUGUGACAGCGUCUGCAAGAUCCUGGUGGGAAACAAGAACGACGACCCUGCCAGGAAGCAGGUGGAUACCCAGGAUGCUGUGCGUUUUGGGGAGUCGGUGGGUGUUCGGGUGUUUGAGACCAGUGCCAAAGAGAACAUAAAUGUGGAAGAGAUGUUCAUGGCCUUCACACGCAUGGUGCUCCGAGCCAAGAAGCAGAGCCAGAACAGAGCCGAGAGGGAACGAGAGCGGGAGAAGGACACCGUCAACAUCAACGCCCAGAGAGACCGAGACCGCAGGAAGAGAGGGAAGAAAUGCUGCUGAGACGCAGACACUCACCAACGCCGCUCGCUGCUCGCCACUCAUCGCUUCACGCAGGAAGAAGAUCGGGAAACCUGUGCCUUAGGAGAGAAGAGACGAGAGUUUCAGACUGCAGAUGUGAAUGUCAGAAACGGUGCAGUUCGCUCUUUACUAUGCCAAGUUACAGUCUGCAGGUUCUAACUGCUGGUGGUUAAAGUCACUGAGGGAUUCAGUGUUUCAGCACUGACGUGUAACAGGCCGGAGCUUACAUGAGUUAAAGGGCCAUUCUGGUGUUUUUGUUGUUUGUUUUUUAAACUCAUUGCUUACAUGUCAGAUUUAAAAGCACGCUGUAGUGUUUCAGAGGUCUGAGGAUGGAGGAGCUGAUCAGGACUUCUUCUGCUUCUAAUGAUUAUUUUUGUUAGCCGUUAAUCUGGUGACUGUUUUCUUGGUUAAUCAAUAAUUUUUUUUUUUAGCAUAUAAGACGUCAGGAAAUAGAAUUCAGCUUCUCAUCAGCGAGAAGCUGAAUUCUGAAAUGUUCGGCAUGUUUUAGCUUUGACAUCUGGUCUGAGACGGUGCAUCACAGAACAUCCUGCACAGCUAAUAACUAAUAAGUCUAAUCACAGUCAGAGCGGGCGAGUUCAGGGCGUGUUGGAACCUCACUGGAGCUCGUUCAGGUCUCUGCAGGUUGAUUUUCAUGUUGUAGUGAAACAGAAAACUGCUGCUUGUUGAUAAAACACAUCCAGAAAUCAAAAACACUACAGUCUGCUUUGAAAUGUGGCUGUGAGAUAUAAAGUGUAACUGUGGUGAACUGGUCUGGUCCUUUACGUUUGCACUGGUGAACCACUGGUAGACGCCGAUGUUUUUCUUUUUCUUAAUACAGAUCAAAUAUUUUACCACUGAAAGGGAACUGGUUGCAGUUGUUACUAAAUUGUAACCGUGACGCACUAACAGGUGUGACGAGUGCAGUCCGACGUACAGAGGGGUCCAGGACCGCAGGGACCAGACUGGGAAAGUGGUCUCGGACCGUUGGACACCACUGUAUGUUUGCCUUAUUUCAUCCAAAUGAGGCCAGUAAUCUAAAACUCUGUGUAUCCUCGAGACAAGUAACAGCCCAAAACAUACGUUGUUGUUGUUUUUUAAUGGAAAUUUCUGUUGCCUUGCAAAUGUGUCCGAAUCCAAAUAAAGCAAUAAAUCCACAGUUUCUGUCUGCA